This is a messenger RNA of Racocetra fulgida, 1326 nucleotides long. The record is from the annotation of a GenBank genome assembly. Lineage: Eukaryota; Fungi; Glomeromycota; Glomeromycetes; Diversisporales; Gigasporaceae.
AGCAAGAAAAAAAGCAAAAAGAACAGGCAGACCGAGAACAAAGAACCCAAAUUUACACCGCUAAAAACAUGCUAAUAAAAAGUUCGGAGGAAUUUGAAAAAGAAAGGGAAGAUAAGAUACUUAAUCUAGAAAAAGAAAGAAUAGAUUUUGUGGCCACAAUUGAAAGCCAAAAAACCAAACUCAACAAACAAACACAAAUCCUUACUUUGCAGCAAACAAUUAAUAGAUUUGAACAAGAAAAAUUAGAAACGGUUUUUAACUCACCAUCCCAAACUAUUACUUAUCCCGAAGCGGAAGAAAACCAAAUCAAGCCUAAAGAGAUGAAAACGGCAGGCGUUCAAACCGAUAAAAAUCUGGAUGGAACUCAGGUAAUGUUUCUCGCGGGAGGUGUAGUGAUUGGCUUGGCUUUGUUUGGUUUGGUAAAAAUGGUUUUUGGUGGUAAAGAGAAUAGAGGAAUCUCGGGCAAACUAAUUAUUACCGAUUUUCCCCAGUUAGAGAAAAUAUAUGUAAGAAAAAAUAAAUUAACCCAACUUCGCCUAAAUAAUUGCUCGCAAUUAACUUAUUUAUAUUGUCGUAGCAAUAAACUUACGGAAUUAAUUAUUACUAAUUGCCCUAAUUUGCAGAUAAUAGAUGCUUCUAUUAAUCAAUUAACCAAUCUUGAUUUAAGUAAUAAUCGGCAAUUAGAAGAAUUGAAUAUUAGCAAUAAUCAACUAGUUAAGUUAGACUUAACUAAUUGUCAAAAAACGAAAGUGCUUUAUGGAUUAUGUAAAAAAUGUAAUCAAUUAAAUACUAGUUCUGAUUACUUGGAGCGAUUAACAGGAGAAGAGGAAUUUACUAAUAUUGAAUAUUUAGCCGAAGGCGGAGUAAGUGAGAUUAUCCUUAAAAGUCUCAACAAUUCUCAAAAUAUUACUUUGGAGUUUUUAAGAGAAAUUGCUAAUAUCAAUUUAGCUAGACAAUUUAGUGGUGGCAGCGAAAAAGGUGGAAUUGUAAAAUGCUAUGGUAUCACCCAAAGCACAGCGACUAAGAACUAUUUCAUGGUAAUGCAAUACAUGAAUGGUGCCAACUCUUAUCCUUAUCCGAAAACGGACGAGAUAGAGUUAUCUUUGAAAAUCUGUCAAGGGUAUAGGCCCAAUAUAGACGAACUAGAAAUUCCUCAAUUAUUAAAAGAUUUGAUCAAAAAGAAAGAAAGCAUUGAAUUCAAACAGCAGUAUCAAUCUAUAAAAGAAAAAUACAAUCACUUUUCUGAAAAUACUCCUUAUCAAAUCCAUCCCUCAGCCAUUACUACUAGCAAAAUGAUAAACACUAAGGAAAUCACUACAAGAUUAU